UAUUGUUUUACAUAACUUGCUUUAUAGUGAGGAGACUUACUACACGGAGUAUCCCGAUUCAAAAAAUGAGGAUGGAUUAAGGGUCCUACAUCAGGUAAAGUAUUUUUCAUUGAAUAGAAUUUUUAAAAAAUUUGGCAAGUUGCAGUAGCGAUUCUGGAACGAUCUUGGCUCAAGAUGAUGGUUCACUGGAUAUUUGGAAGACGUGGGGAUGCAAUACCCUUGUCAAUGACAAUACCUCCAUAUUCAAGGGCAGCAAUAUUGUUGUGCUUGCUGUCAAGCCAAACUUAUUCCCUGAUGUUGUUAGGGAUUUGAACAAAUGUAAUGGACCAGAAAAUCAGUUAGUGUUGUCUGUAAUGGACGGGAUCACUAUUGAAGAGCUUGAAAAGGGGAUUUUUUCACAAGUGGCUAAUCUUAAGGCCAUAAUUCGUGUGAUGCCCAAUACUCCUGCUUUGGUGGGUGUUGUGUACUGUCUCAAGGAGCAUGCAUCUUCCAAGCAUGCUGAUGCAACCAUCAAAAUCUUAGCAACUGUGGGAAUUUGUUGUCAGGUGACCAAGUGUCACAUGGAUGCUUAUUCUGGAUUGUGCUUGAGCGCGCCAGCAUAUGUAAGUGGACAUACCGCGCAAACGGCUUAUGGAUCGGCCAAAAUGGUUCUCGAUACCAAGCGUCAUCCUGGAUCGUUGAGAGAUGACGUGUGCUCGCCUGGAGGGACUACUAUUCCUGGCGUCCAUGCCCUUGAGAAGGCAGGAUUCAGGAACGUCGAGCCAUGGAUCUUCUCAAAGCGCUUAUCUAAAGAUACCAAAUUAUUUCGUCUAUACUGAUCUUUUUCUUCCUCCAUGUCUAGGGGUGCAUUGAUCGAUGCCGUCGAGGCGGGGACCAAACGGGCUCAAGAACAAAGCGUUCACAAAUAAGAGGAUCCAUGAUCUGACCACAGCUGUUGCUUCCACCUAGUGAUUGUUAAGCUUUCAAAAUGAUUAUAA
Molecule: messenger RNA, 977 nt
Organism: Daphnia carinata
Lineage: Eukaryota; Metazoa; Arthropoda; Branchiopoda; Diplostraca; Daphniidae
Product: pyrroline-5-carboxylate reductase 2-like
Exons: 6
Coding region: 354-818 (154 amino acids)
Biological process (GO): L-proline biosynthetic process
Molecular function (GO): pyrroline-5-carboxylate reductase activity
Source: RefSeq, a predicted model, not a curated record